AUGGUCCGCUUGGCCGGCUACAUAGGUAUCUGUGCCAGGGGCGAUGUAGAUAGUUCGGAGUAUAUCGUGGGUUACCCAUCGGACGAGGGGUUUAGAAGUGUAUCCAAGUAG
Messenger RNA from Penicillium digitatum Pd1, 111 nucleotides. Lineage: Eukaryota; Fungi; Ascomycota; Eurotiomycetes; Eurotiales; Aspergillaceae. The record is from RefSeq and is a predicted model, not a curated record.